GUGUUCGUUUCGUUUGCCGGGGCGGUAAAUCAGAAACAUGGAGGACAGACGAAGAUCUCUUUUAAGGUUAUCUCAUAAAAGUAUAAUAAAAAAUGAAUCUUUGCGAAGAAAUUCAAUGGAUUUCUCGUUUAUUUCGAGAAAAAAUAGAGAUAAUAGUGAAUAUGAUUUUAAUACUUCGCUUACAAUUGCACCUCAUGAAUUACGAGACAUUAUGUCAAAUUCCGAAAAAACCGAUAUCACUUUAAGAGAAAUGAUGGACGAUGGUUCUGCAACAGGUAUUAUAUUGAAAUCAAAGGAACCUUGGCGAGAUAUAAAUUCCAAUUUGUAUUAUGAAUUUAUGGAAAGUAUACAAGCACAUUUAUCCGAACCAGAAGUUUUUAAUACCAUCGCUGAUUUCAUUCAAAAUUGUACCGAUACUUUAGAGUUAAUGAGGGGUAUGCAGGCAAAGGUAGAAAGUAAAGAACUGUCAAACGAGGAGGUCAAUUUGGAAAAUGAACGAAACACUUGGAGAUUGGUUUAUUGUCUCUAUCAGAAUCGUCAAAAUGCGACAAAUUUCCAAAGGUCAAUGGAUGUCGAUAUGAAUACAAAUAUUUCCGAGAAAGAAUUGAUUAAUUCAUUAUACGAAAGUGACAAAAUUAUAAGAGAAUAUCAAUUAAUUAUCGAUUGGUUAGAGAAAAAUGCUCUCGAUCAAGCAGAUAAACAGCCAUCCAUCGAACAAUUCACGGACAAGACUGUCGCAUGGGAAAAUACAUUACAUCAACUUCAUAAUCGACAAUUUGGAAUAAUGUUCAAAUCAUCAAGACCCAUUGUGUCGUCUCUCGAUCCCGACGCUCCAGUAAGAGAAGGAAAGCCUCUUCACGAUUUGGAUCGAGAAGAUGACGAGAGACUCGAGAAGAGAAUGUUUCUCGAGAUUCGUUGUGGAAGGCUACAAAAGGCACAGGCACUGGCUGUACAUUGCGGUCAACCUUGGAGAGCUGCUUGUUUAUUGGGUUGGACGCCAUAUCAUGAUCCAAAUUAUACAAAUCCAUUGAAUGAUACAAAAUUACCCGUGGAAGGAAAUCCAAAUAGAGGUCUGUGGAAACGUUGUGCUUGGGAACUAUCUGAAGAUAAACGAGUAGGUCGAUACUAUCGUGCUUUGUAUGCAAGUCUUUGCGGAAAUGUACAACAAUUAUUGCCAAUGUCACAGUCAUGGCAAGAUGCAUUAUGGUCGCACAUGAAGGGUCUGAUGGACAUAAAAAUAGAACGUGAAGUAACCAGUACAAUGCCCAAAAGUUAUACACCAAUGCCAGACGAUUAUUGGAAAGGUGAAGUAAAUCUUGAUGAUAUUUUCACUGAACUUCGUGCAUCGAAAGAUCAAAAAAUACGCGCCGAAGCAUCUAAACCCGAUCAUCUUAUUCAAAAAUAUUUGAUUCUCGAUCAAAUCCCUCAAUUAAUGGAAGAAAUUGAAACAAUGAUACAUCUUGGUAUAUGUGAUUCGCAAUUACUUCGUUUUUUAGCACAUUUAGUAUUAUUUUUACGACGUAUUGGAAAAUGUUCAAAUGACAAAAUAGCAAAUAAAGUGCUAUUGGCAUACGUUCGCAUUCUCAUUGAUAUUGGCGAUCCAAUUCUCAUUGCUUAUUAUGCCGCCACAUUACCUCAAGAUGAUCAAGUGACGAAUUAUGCUCAUUUCUUGGAAGAUGUAAAAGAUUAUGAGCAGAGGAAAAAAUGUCUUGUUGCAGCUGAAGAAGCAAAUUUAAAUGUUGAAGCAAUUACAAAAUUAGUCGUUGAAAAUAUUCGUGUAAAGAACGUUGAAUUGGAAUCACUUGAUUUAAAAGGCGAAAUAACCGCUGCUGAUUUAGAGAAAAUUGAUGCACUCGACUGGGUGCUUUUCUAUCAAAAUCAAAGAGAAGAAGCUUUAUGGCAAAGCAAUGCACUGAUGAGGUGUUUCUUAUCGAGUGAAAAAAUUGAUGCUGCUCGAAAAACUUUUAACAAGAUUCCAAACGAUACCAUCGAGGUUUUAAUGUCAGGUUAUCCAAAUUUGGGUGAUACAAUUGCAAAUCUAACAAUGUCUAAUUCUCUUCCGAAAAAGCCUGCUUCCUCGAUACGUGAAUAUAUGUGUUACAAAGCAUAUCUCGAUGCUCAAGAAGGCUUUUCAGAAUGGUUUUCUCACUAUCAUCAUGGAAAACCAAUUCCACUGGACGAUUUGCCAACUUAUGCUACGUUUACUGAAAAAGUGGCACAUGAUCACAAGAAAGCUCAAUAUAAUUCUGAAUUAGAACGUUGGAAGAGCACAAUGGUCCAUCAAACUAAAGAAGUGAAGCAGUUACUUUUUAAUGUUCUCCUGUUUCCUGAUGGUGGUUGGUUAGUCGAUGCACAUACUGAGAAUGAUCCUUUGAGUCCGGAGGAAAUUUUACGGGAACAUCAAAUGGAAAAAUUGAGAAAAUUGUGCAUUCCAAAAAUUGCUCUUUUGCUGCACACAGUAAUGUCUGAAAUGAAUGAACACUUUGAGUGUGUUCAAUUGGCAGAUACUCUAGCUUCUGAACAAUAUCGUUUGUAUAAGGUUUUUCCAAAAGAGAAACUCAGAGAAAUUUUCAAAAAAAUUUGCGAAUCUUCAGUGUCAUUAAUGGAUCAGAAGAAAGACGCCUGGGGAUAUUCUAAAUAGUAUUUAUGACUUCAAAUUUUCUAUUAUCGAGUAAAUAUAAAACUAAGCGAAAUGUACAAUAUAAUAUACAAAAGUCUAAACAA
This is a messenger RNA of Leptopilina boulardi, 2724 nucleotides long. It is a transcript of the gene Nup107, whose product is annotated as nuclear pore complex protein Nup107. The record is from RefSeq and is a predicted model, not a curated record. Lineage: Eukaryota; Metazoa; Arthropoda; Insecta; Hymenoptera; Figitidae. Gene Ontology annotation, cellular component: nuclear pore outer ring; nuclear pore. Gene Ontology annotation, molecular function: structural constituent of nuclear pore. The transcript has 7 exons. Bases 38 to 2641 code for a protein of 867 amino acids. Gene Ontology annotation, biological process: protein import into nucleus; mRNA export from nucleus; regulation of DNA-templated transcription.